Oncorhynchus mykiss (rainbow trout) is the source of this 6352-nucleotide messenger RNA. NCBI's taxonomy places the organism in Eukaryota, Metazoa, Chordata, Actinopteri, Salmoniformes, Salmonidae. The record is from RefSeq and is a predicted model, not a curated record.
AGUUUGCUACACAAACCGGCGUCAAGCCCCCAACCGGAAACAGGAAGUUUCGACCACGAUACAGGGAUGCGAAUGGAAAGCCACACACCACCGGCAAGAGUUGAUGAAUUAUCGUGAUUACCAUCGUCUCUAAAUUGAAUCGAGUAUGCUCUUUAGCGAGCCCUUCAUGCGGAGGAGGUGAGCCUGGUUGGCCACAGGGAUAUGGUAAUGUAUAGUAACUAGCGCUGGACACAGACAGCACUGGACACAACAACAACAAGGAACAGCAGAUUUGCCUGUGAUGAGUUGCGAAGGCACUGGUUUGGGGGCCCCGGGCCCACUUGCAGGGUAUUGGGAAAAAAUCCAGGAGCGCUCAGCCUCGUUGGAGACCUGUCCGUGGUGUGCUGCUAAAGGGCAGACUCGGGCUCUUCGUUCCUAUAGGAUCAGCAUCCAGGAGGUCAUCACCCUCUGCACUGACCCACAGUGCCUGUUUCCCCUGGUCUCCCAGCCUUUGGAAGAUGUCCUGGCCAGCCUCAUACCCCCUCUAUCCCAAACACAGACGGGGAGGAAGAGGAAGAGUCCCAGUGGGUUGGAAAACGGAGACUCUGUAUCUUCCCCCAAAAGCGCACGAUCGGAGGAGGCCGUGUCACAGAAUGAGAGUCGCCCAGUCGUCAGGAUCACCAGCUCCAAACUCAAUGAGGAAGACUGCUUUCAUAAGACGAAGCACACAACACCAGUACAGAAGGAGAGAAUCGGCCUAUCAGAACCCACAGACAUGGAGCUGGUGGAUAAAACCCUCAACUAUCCACUUCCUGAGAGGGGAGGGGCCAAUGGAUACCACAAGGAUUCUGAUUGGCCGAUACCAGAGGAAAUGGACCAAAAAGUCCUAGAUGAGGGAGAAGAUGGUGUCUUUCUCCCAGCGAAGGGUACACCUACUUUAGACAAGGGGUUGCCUCUCCCAGAGAAGACUGUACCUACGUCACAACUUGCACUGUCUUUUGUAGACGCUGAGCCUGUACCAAAGGAGGUUAUCUGUCCCUUAGACGAGGCUGUUUCUGCCCCAGAGAAGAUUUUACCUCCCGUACACUUGGCUGUUUCUGCCCCAGAGAAGAAUGUGGCUGCUCCAGUUUUGGCUCCACGGGUAACUGUCCCUAAUUUACAGGACACCGUCCGUCUCCUAGAGGCUCUGAUUGACCCAGGGGAGGCUGUCUCUCUGCUAGAGGAGGCUCAACCUGUCCCAGGGGAGGCUGUCUCUCUGCUAGAGGAGGCUCCACCUGUCCCAGGGGAGGCUGUCUCUCUGCUAGAGGAGGCUCUGAUUGCCCCAGGGGAGGCUGUCUCUCUGCUAGAGGAGGCCCUACCUGUCCCAGGGGAGGCUGUUUCUCUGCUAGAGGAGGCUCUACCUGUCCCAGGGGAGGCUGUCUCUCUGCUAGAGGAGGCUCUGAUUGCCCCAGGGGAGGCUGUCUCUCUGCUAGAGGAGGCCCUAAAAGUCCCAGGGGAGGCUGUUUCUCUGCUAGAGGAGGCUCUACCUGUCCCAGGGGAGGCUGUCUCUCUGCUAGAGGAGGCUCUGAUUGCCCCAGGGGAGGCUGUCUCUCUGCUAGAGGAGGCUCUACCUGUCCCAGGGGAGGCUGUCUCUCUGCUAGAGGAGGCUCUGAUUGCCCCAGGGGAGGCUGUCUCUCUGCUAGAGGAGGCCCUAAAAGUCCCAGGGGAGGCUGUUUCUCUGCUAGAGGAGGCUCUGAUUGCCCCAGGGGAGGCUGUCUCUCUGCUAGAGGAGGCUCUACCUGUCCCAGGGGAGUCUGUCUCUGCCAUGGAGAAAGAUGCGGGGGGAAAUGAGCCUGUUCCUACCGUGGAGGCUGUCCUGGUCUUGCAGGAGGCUCUAACUGUCUUAGAAGAGGCUCCACCUGGCAUGAAGGAGGGGCUAAGUGUUUUACAGAAAGAGGAGGAGGAAGAAUUGGUUCUAAUCGCCUUGGAGAAGGAGGAAGAAGUUGCUGCACUUGUGGCCUUGGAGGCUGUGUCUAUACCUGCCAUGAUUGAGGUUAUCCCUGCUUUAGAGAAAGAUGAGGAGGAUCUGCCUGUCUUUGACGAGGAAGAGAAGAUACAGGAUGAAGAGCGCCCCCCGCAGGGGGUCUGUAGACCCUGCAGUGUGGACCUCAGUCAGAGCAAAGUGCACGAUGGUGUGGAAGAUGACGGUCCUAUCAGAGCUGGAAGAAGAGCUCACAACGCCCAACAACUAAGCGACGAGGACGAGGAACAGGAAGUAAGCGUCAAAGAGGAAGUGGAAGUCCUGACACCGCCGUCGAAAAAGAAAAGGGGCCGGCCAAGAAAGAUGAUUAAAUACACGCAGGAAGUGUUGCCCGACUUCGACCCGGGACUGAUCUCGACGGGGGAGUUGGUCCCAGUUCCCGGACCUCACCUGUUCUGGAAGAAUGAGCACGGUCUGGGUUGGCUGGACACCUUGCUGGUGGCGCUGGUCCACUGUCGCACCCUGAGGGACAGACGACCCAUCAAGAGGCCCGCUGUGGGUCAACCGGUCUGGGAUCUGUGUGAGAGGUACGACCGAGCCUGUAGUCUCAGCACAGCCUACCAACACACUGGCGCAGAUGGUGUCGUCCGAGUGCCCUCCGCCGUGGCACAGAGGGUCCAGACCGAGAUGCAGGCCAUCAGGAUGGCCAUCUUUAAACUGCUGGAGCCUCUGCUGAAAUGUAAACUGGGUCAGAAUGAGAGGCUGGUUUUCGUCCUGCCGCUCCUCCUCGGGGCUGACUCCUGGGCCGAACGUCUCUUCCAGCAUGAGUAUGACUGGCAGUUUCAGUGUAACUCAUCAACUUGCCAGCACGCCACCAAAACCAAAUGUAACAAGACCCUCACCACUUUCACCAAGGUGGUUUCUGAUUGGCACCCUCUUAAUGCUGGCAACCAAUCACGUUGCAGCAAGUGUAAUAAGAUGAAGCAAGCCAGGAUGUUGGUGCUGGAGAGGCUGUCUCCUGUGUUUGUGCUACACUUUGCGGAAGGUCUCCCUGACAACGACCUCAGCGCGUACUCCUUCACCUUCCAGCAGCAGAGAUACUCCAUCACCACAGUCCUGCAGUACGACCAGCCGCUCAACCACCUGGUCAGCUGGAUACGCAUCCCUGACGGAUCAUGGUUAGAGUUCGACGACCUGAAGCAUCCUGACUGUGUCUCGCACACCCAGCUGGCUGUCCCGCCUAGAGAGAUCCAUGUUGUCUUCUGGGAGUUGGAGACAGACCGACCGGACGACCCACAGACACCCUGCUCUUCUCCUCCCGAAAACCUGACGAGCACUUCCCUGAUACAGAAAGAACCUCACCUGGCCAAGAUCUCUGUCGUUAAUGAAUCUCUAGACCUUUCUCAGCCGGUCUCUGCCGACGUUGACAUGGACGCCACCAUAACGGCUGACUACAUAGAUAACAAUAUGGACACCACAUUAAGGAGUAACUCUCCCAUCAUCGUCGGUUCCACCUCCAUGCUGGCUGAUGUACCGUUCCAGUCCUGGUCUCACGACCUCUCUUCUCACGACCUCUCUUCUCUCCCCCUCCCUCUCAAUGACACGGCCGUUGUCGAGGCGCUGACGGUGUCUGACAACGCCGAUAAUGACGACAUGGACACCACGGUAACAGCCGGUGACCCGUCCAUCGGUUCUGCCACGCUGCUCGACACCUUCGAAGGCCUCUCCCACGAUGACGUCGUCACCCUGACGCUCGUAGAGGUCAAAAUGGACUCCGAGAGCAGGCCGUUGGACGACGGCACCCCGGCUCCCAAACAAAAUGGAAGAGACGUCUGCUUUCUCUCGGCUCCUAGAUCCGAGACCCCCCCACUUGCCCAUGAAAUACCCACUGAAUCUGAAACGCACUCUGAAACAGACGAUGAAGACCUCACUGAAAGGCCAACGUCUCCCGAUACGGCCAGUGAGUUUCUCCCUGACAGCAGUGACGUUCCGUCAGAGACCGACUCUGAAGGACUCACUCCUAGUCCUCCCAGGAUCAGGAGAAGCAGCAAUAGACCUAAAAAGGCGUCCAUCGCUCCAGUUGCUGCUGCAGCUAAGGUGGUCACAACAACAACAACAACAACGGCACUUUCUGGAAGCUGUGGUGAAAUAAUCAUGCCCUCCGUUGUGUCUAUGAUGUCACCAUCAUAUGUGGAUCCCAGCCCCACAGCACCAGAGUUCCCUCCCUCUCCCCUGGCCCACCCCAAAACCCCCAACUCUCCGCAGAGCAUGCCUGGUCUCCCUCCCCCACCCCACCCCAAAACCCCCAACUCUCCGCAGAGCAUGCCUGGUCUCCCUCCCCCACCCCACCCCAAAACCCCCAACUCUCCGCAGAGCACGCCUGGUCUCCCUCCGCCACCGCACCCCAACUCCCACUGGUCGUACCUGCUCAGCCGCCACCCCACCGCCACCCCCACUCCCCCCGGCACCCAGUUACAACCCAGUCAGUUGAACCACUCAACACCCAACCGGUUCCAGCAGCUUUCACAGAGCCGACAGACCCCCAAGAUGGCUCCCCCCAACCCAGACACCAGGCUGAAGAAGCCUCCUCCUCUCCCCAAAGCCAGACUCAGUAAGGAGGACAACGAGGCCCUGCCGGUGAAGGCUGCCGAGAUGUACGGAGGGUUCCAGGCCAGGAGCAGGAACGUAAAUACAAACAUAAACAAUGUCUCUUCCAAGACUUCACCUCCAACCCAGCUCCUCUCUCAAAGAAUUGACCCUCAAAAUGGCAUCUGGAAGACACCAAGUCAGCCUGGCGCCUUCGCCUCGCGAAAACCCCCUAUCGACAACACUGCUGCAGCAUAUCCUAUCAUGACCUCACUUCCUUCUUCUCCGGGAGUCAUGGAGCUCCAUAAAAACUCUUCCUCCAGGAAUCAAGGCCCCGGUGGCCAGGUCUCGAAGGUUCCGGCCGGCCUCAGUGAGACAGAAGCCCUCAGGUACAAGCUGCUGAAGAAGCUGAAAGCCAAGAAGAAGAAACUGGAGAAGCUGAAUCAGAAGUUGGGUUUCCAGGCGGCUGCAGUAGGACAGGAAGUGACCCACGGAUCAGACUGCGCCGACCUUCGCUCCCCCUCUACUGUUAGCUCCAGUACCUCCGCCUACGACAGCCCCGCCUACGAUGAGUUCUUCGCCGACCUUCUGUCGCCCGCGACGACUGCCAGCAAUCUAUCACCGGACAGCACGGGCUUCCUGGAUAUGCUCACCACCAAUGGGCAAGAAGGGGGAGGGAACUUGGCGUGUGGGGGGAAUGCGAUUGGUGGAGCCUCACAGGUGAUGACCCCUGCGACCUUACAACCGGCCAAUCACGGUGUAGUAAUGCCACUGCCUGGUCUAGAUGGGGCCAUCAUGACCUCUGGUGAGAACUUCCUUGAGGAGUUCAUAUCGGGGUCGGCCAAUCAGCAGAUGGAGACGGAAGCACUCAGUGCUUUCGACCUGUUCUUUUAGGCUUCGUUAACCACAGGUCUAGGAUCUGCUAUCUGCUUACCAAACCCCUGAGCUUAAACAUCGAAAGCUUAGCUCAGAUCAGUGGCGACCUCUCGGAUGUCUCCCUGGUCAGUAUUACAGUAUCCUGUUCAACGAAAAAUAUUCUCAUGUCUAAUUCGUUGACUAGGUCACUAUAUAGGAAGUAGAGUUGCCAGUGUAGACGUGGACAGUUGCUAGGAGAAACGACAUGCUACUACACCUUUCAGUCGCGUGCGUGCGUGCGUUCUGUUAUUUGGUAGCAUGUGUCACACAAAGUGGAAUCUUAACAGCAAGUCAUUUAAAAUAAACACUCCCAUAUCAUUCAUGUGUUUACUUGUUUCCAAAAGAAUGUUGUGAAGUUGAAUAGUGGUUUAACGUUGAUACUCAUUGAAGCUUUGUCCUAAAUGCCACCUUAUUCCCUAUGUACUAUAUUUUGACCAGGUCCUAUAAGGUCCUCAAGUCAAAAAAAAAAAAAAAUAAUAGACAGAUUGAGGCUUUUAAACGAAUGUGAAAUAUAGAGCUUGUUUCAGAGUAUUCUGUACGGUUCUGUAAGGUUCUGUACGGUUCUGUAAGGUUCUGUACGGUUCUCUAAGGUUCUGUACGGUUAAUAGGCGAGUGAUCUGAUCCUGCUUCGGAAUGUUCUGGAGAAAUCAUGAUACUGUUUUGCUUUAGUUUGCCUUUUUAUUUACAUUUUGUCUGAAUUUAUUUAAAAUCCUGAACUAGGAUAUAAAAGCCUGACAACUAAGGAUAAAAAGCUGGGUUCGUGUUUUAGUGGUGGUUGGAACUCUGAUCUUGUCCAUCGAUUUUGUUUUUGAGUGUAAUUUUUGUAAUACAAAAAGUGACUGUUGUAAAAUGUUGUACAGGAUUGGAUGCUGUAUAUAAUUCUAAUAAAAUCAAAUGUUUUCUUUAAACGGA